This is a messenger RNA of Alternaria burnsii, 951 nucleotides long. RefSeq names its product glutamate-cysteine ligase regulatory subunit. The transcript has 2 exons. Gene Ontology annotation, biological process: glutathione biosynthetic process. The record is from RefSeq and is a predicted model, not a curated record. Gene Ontology annotation, molecular function: glutamate-cysteine ligase catalytic subunit binding; enzyme regulator activity. The coding region runs from base 1 to 951 and encodes 316 amino acids. Gene Ontology annotation, cellular component: glutamate-cysteine ligase complex. NCBI's taxonomy places the organism in Eukaryota, Fungi, Ascomycota, Dothideomycetes, Pleosporales, Pleosporaceae.
AUGAAGCUCAUACUCUCUACCUCGAAUACCAUGUCCGGUGGUCCUUCCGUAAUAAGACGACCCUUCUUCGAGAAAUCAAACACCGAACUCACUUCCUCCCUCCGCGCAAACUUCGCCGCCCACCAACCCUCUCCAACGCCCUCAAAAACAAAUUACGCAACGUGGACCACCAAGACCGACUCAGCCUUAUAUGUACCUACGCAUACACCAUCACCUCUUGCUGAACCCCGAGAAUCAUACGACAUCACGGUCAAACUAUUCUACCUCCCCAACAUACCCACAGACCGGCGCUGCGCACAAACACGGGAAGCGAUAGAGCUCGUGCUGAAGGAAUUGGGUACAUCAUCUAUAGAUCUCCUGAUCGUAAGCUUCCCAGGAAUAACAUUCGACGCCGACGAUGAAGAUUCCGAUCUCGACGAUGACGAUCCGCCUUCGCCCCCAUCUGCAACACAAUCCACCUCUGAGAACACUGCGGGCGACUGUCCCGAGGCCGGGGCACCACCAGAAGACGUAGAAACCAUGGUAACAACAUGGCGCUCGCUCGAGAAACUCCACGCAGAAGGUCUCGUAUCAAAACUUGGAAUUGCGGAAUUCGGCGUCGCGCGCCUGACCAAGUUCCUCGAACAAACAAAGAUAAAACCAAGUGUGAAUCAGAUCAAUGUCAGGGACUGCUGUGUUGUACCCAAACCUUUGAUACUAUACGCUAAGCAACAGCAAAUCGAGCUGCUGACACAUAAUGACUGCACCAACAUCCUACCGCGCGGGACACUACGACAAAUACUUGGAUCAGGUGAAGAAGGUUCGGGUGUGCUGGCAGGAAAUGGAAACGAUGAGGGUCUCAGGGGCGAUGUUGAGCCGCAGUGGGUAGUCAAAUACACCGCCGUUGUCAAAGAUAGGGGUGUUGUGGAAAGCAAAGGCUAUUUCGCUGUAGCAGAGUUGAGGGACUCAUGA